Messenger RNA from Plodia interpunctella (Indianmeal moth), 2585 nucleotides. RefSeq lists its product as uncharacterized. The transcript has 17 exons. Bases 32 to 2215 code for a protein of 727 amino acids. The record is from RefSeq and is a predicted model, not a curated record. NCBI's taxonomy places the organism in Eukaryota, Metazoa, Arthropoda, Insecta, Lepidoptera, Pyralidae. Gene Ontology annotation, molecular function: chromatin binding; protein binding. Gene Ontology annotation, cellular component: cohesin complex. Gene Ontology annotation, biological process: replication-born double-strand break repair via sister chromatid exchange; sister chromatid cohesion.
UUGCUAGGUAUAAAAUAAAUACAAAAUUAAAAUGUUUUACCCAGUAGAUUCAUUGAAAAGAGGAGGACGGUUUUAUUUAUGCUGGUUAGCAGACUCGUGGCCGGAGCGUUUCGCUACAAUAACGCAAAGGCAGUUGUGGUCUCACGAUAUUAGAAAAUUAUGUGAUGAUUUGUUAAAAGUUAUGACAAAUGAAUCCGGGCGUCCAGUCAAUAGAUUUUCUCUUCGUCUUAGCUCUCAGCUAAUGCGAGGUCUCGUGCGACUUUACCAAAGAAAAGUAUCACUAUAUUUGGUCGACCUGUGCAUGACAAAUGCUAGUGUAUUCAAACACACCAACAAAAAAUGGCACAUCAUAGACGAGGACAUAGUGGAACGAGUCCGUUUGGUGGAGCGGCUGCCGGCGCCGGCGCUGGAGCUGCCGGAGGAGACUGAGACUGACAGACAAGUUGCUCAAUUGAUCCAGAAUAGUGGGAAUAUUGUGGCCAACGAACAAGACAUCACUUUGAGAGAAGCUGUUAUACCUGAUAUUCAACUGCCACCAAAUGAUGGCUUCGGCGAAGAGAACCAGGAGCAGAUAUUGAGUUUAGCGCUGGAGUGGUCGGUGGAGGCCGCGCUCGCCGGCGCCGGCGGAGCCGCUGAGGUCGAUGUUACUGUGUUUCACAAAUCCGUGGGUCCGAAAAUAUCAGUAAUUCCAGAUUUUGAAAAAGCCGUGGGUCCGAAAAUAUCAGUAAUUCCAGAUUUUGAAAAAGCAUUAGUUUACACAGACGUCUCUGAGAUUCCCGAUAUUCCCGAAAUCCCGAUCCCUGAAUUGCCCGUUCCUGUUCCUCAACCAGAAAACGAAUCACCUCAGCGGCCAGUGGAACCAGAAGUGCCGAUGUUAGUGGAAGAACAACCGGAACCCGCGCAGAAAGUUCCAGAAACACCAGUGGAAAUUGAGCUCCAGGAGCUCGAAGAAAUACCGGCUAAGCGCAGACGCAAAAAUAAAUUGAUCAUAGACAAGACCAAGAUAAUCGACUCCAAAAUAUUACAUGCAAGAAUUAAUAACCCAAAAGUCGAACUACGUUGCGAAGACGCUUCAGACGAUGUGAUUCCAAUAAAAAUAUCGGUACAUCAUUACUUUCAUCGACUCGCCCACGCCGGUUAUAAAAGUUUUAAAGUCAACAUAGCGAAUGAUUUGUAUAGACUAUUUUUGAGGAAUCUUGGAGCUGUUCCCAACCAUCUAGCUGAGGAAAGAGAAAUUGAGGAACUAAGAGCUCAAUUGUCUCAUCGACGCCCUGAAAUAUCAAUUCUCGAGAAAAUCGAUGAGGAAACUAUCCACGACAAAACUGCUCCCCCACCAGUCGAGCAACACAUCCAACAACCAAUCGAAAUGGACAUUAGUAAAACUAAAGACGCGACGUAUGUGGUAGAACCGAUGGAAAUAGAACCGCCUGUACAAGCCGUGAUAUUGGAUUUGCCUGAGGUACAACCAGAGGAGAAUUUGCAAGCUGAUAUCUCGGAUUUGCCCACUCAAAAACUGGAAACUCUAUCGCAAGCAAAACGUAGGAUCGACGCGGAAACCUCAGCGCGCAAGAGACUUCGACCAUCUGAUUACAAGACGUACAGUCUGGGCCAGCAGCAGGAUAAAGAAGCGGAAAUUGAUAAUGCAGAAGCUGAAAAAGAGAACGUACCCAUAAACCAGCAAUCGCCAAUAAAAUCUCCUGCAAAAUCCCAAAGGAACGUCCUCACUAUGCUAGAACAAGCAGGAAUAGCGGAUAUAAGCGAGCCAAGACUCACGCAAACUGUAGAUCUUUCUAGAAGAGAAACUAUUGAUCCUUCUAGACAAGAAGCUGCUGUAGACCCUUCUAGAACGGACAAAAGGGACAGUGAAGGGUCGGAAACGCCUCUUGGAAGCCUCGAUAGGACCAAAGUGUCUUUGGGGGACUCUGAUAAGACCACAGAUUCGAUUAGAUUUAUUCGUGAACAAUGGGGGACGGUAGGGACUAUGACGAAGAUAAUGAAGGCCAUAAAGAGCAGUCCCAACCGGCCCGUCACCGUGUGGCUGCUCACGUCCCGGGCGCCCGCGCCCGCGCCCGCGCUGCUGGAACGUAAGAACGUGAUUGCUGCGAGGUGUUUCAACUCUAUCCUCAAAUUAAAACAACACGGAUUUAUUAUCAUCCGCAAAGAUCCUGAUACUUACGAGAUAAAUAAUAUUAUUUUGGGCCCACGAUUUGAUUAGAAUUAUUUUUUUUUGUUUUGUUGUUUUGUUAUUAAUCUUUUUAAUUUUAAUUUCAUUUUGUCAUAAUUCUAUUAUUAACUUGUUCUUAUUAUUUAAGUGUUACAUUUUGUAUGUUUAAUUUAUGAUUACAUAAUAAUUGAAACCAGUAUUUUGAUAUGAACAAUUUAUUUGAAGAAUUUGUAUAAUACGAUAUGAUUUCUGUACAAUUUACAUACGUCAUCAACUAGAUUCAAGUCAACUAGACAUUUUAUGAGUAUCUUAGUGGCGUAAUAAUUUACAAUAAAGUGAAUAAAGCUGUACAAUAAACAGUUGAUUUCUAUUGAACUAUUUAUCUUAAUUUACAUAAAAUACAGUCAUUUACACUAUAGAA